This is a messenger RNA of Oppia nitens, 1823 nucleotides long. Its product is annotated as RNA-binding protein MEX3B-like. The transcript has 2 exons. Gene Ontology annotation, molecular function: RNA binding. NCBI's taxonomy places the organism in Eukaryota, Metazoa, Arthropoda, Arachnida, Sarcoptiformes, Oppiidae. The record is from RefSeq and is a predicted model, not a curated record. The coding region runs from base 230 to 1441 and encodes 403 amino acids.
UAUUAUUUUAUUAAUGAAUUAUAUUUUUAUACCGAAAGACAACAAUUUUAUAUUAUAAACAAAUAUAUAUCUAAUAUAUUGAACUGAAUUAUCAGUAAUUUAUAUAUUAAUAGUGAGAAUCGUUUAGUGUUUUUAUCGCAAACCAAUUGUCUAUCAAUUGUCUCAAUAAUAAUAAUCAAAUUUUUUAAUUAAUAACAUAAAAAUAAUUUGAAGAUAAUUAUCGGGAAAAAUGCCGGCAAGUCUUAUGUACGAAAUGGAUCACAACGUGACCACCGAUAGCCCACUUAAUGGAAACUCAGCCAUCGAUCAGCGGACCUAUCAGUUGGCCAUAGAGUUGUCGCGCUUCGGACUCGAUAGCGACUGCAAUGAGACCAUUGGUGGUCAACCAUUUGAUGCGGACAAUCGCAACAAGAAGUCACAGAACACUACCGAAUGUGUUCCCGUUCCCAGCAGUGAACACGUGGCCGAAAUCGUUGGCCGACAAGGCUGUAAGAUUAAAGCACUUCGAGCGAAGACCAAUACUUAUAUUAAGACACCGGUCAGAGGCGAGGAACCGGUGUUUGUGGUGACGGGACGUAAAGAGGACGUGAAUGCGGCCAAACGCGAGAUUCUUUCGGCCGCCGAGCACUUUAGCCAAAUACGGGCUCAGCGCAAGUCUAACCUGAAUGGUUCAAUUGGUGGACCCGUUCCUAAUGCCAACGUUCCCGGACAGACAACAAUUCAAGUUCGAGUUCCAUAUCGAGUUGUGGGUCUUGUAGUUGGACCUAAAGGUGCAACUAUUAAGAGAAUACAACAACAGACCAAUACAUAUAUCAUUACUCCAAGUCGUGAAAAGGAACCGGUGUUUGAAGUGACAGGUCUUCCCGAUAACGUCGAAACGGCCAGAAAGGAGAUUGAAGCGCACAUAGCUAUCCGCACGGGUGGCCAAAUUGAUUCAUCGGGCAAUGGCAGCGAUGAAAGCAGUUCAGACUUUUCUAACUCUCCACUACUCAAUGGUAUUGAUAAUCCAUUUGCCACAAACACAACCAACGGAUUUGGAUCACAAUUCAAGACAUCAACGGAUCCGUUCAGCGCCUUCUCAUCGCGUGCUUCGGACACUUCAAACAACUCAUUGAUCACCCGAUCGACUAACGAUAUCUUUAAUUUCGUGAACCAAAACAAAUUGAGUGACAUAUACUCACUGUUUUCCGCCAACGCGGCCAAUGGUUUCGCCAAAUCGAUAUCCAGCGGCUCGUAUGACACGGACGAAGGCAUCGGUGAAUCUCCAACUUUCGACUCCGUCGGCAGUAACGGCAGUAACACAAUUGCCAGCUCUGUUUGGCCGGACUUCUCAACUCAACGCACCUACAUUUCCAACAUCUCGCCAUUAGACCGCCGCAGCUCAAGUCUGGACAGUCCCAUCACAUCCAACACAACAAAUACCACCCCAUCAAUGAUCUAAAUUAUACGGUAACAUCAUUUAGCACCCAUUGAUUACUCAAUAUUUAAUAAUAUUUUUAUCAGUUUUUAAAACAUUAUUUUUUAAUUAAAAACAAACACAAAAGCAAAUCAGUAUUUUACAGCAAAUUAUAUAACAAAUUGAUUAUCACAACAGUCUAAACAUUGUUGUUAUAUAACAUUAAAUAAUGAUGUAUUGAAUUAAUUGAUUGUGUGUGUAGUGUAAGAGCAGCUCAUGAGAAACACUUUAAACAAAAAACAUUUGAUAUAAUUAUAACUUAAACAACAAAAAAAUCAAAGACUUAGAACUCAAACACAAACUUUGAAACUCAAAUUUUUUAUUAUUAAUUAUUAUUAUAAUUAUUACUCAUUUUUAAAUUUUAUUA